Aspergillus japonicus CBS 114.51 is the source of this 1663-nucleotide messenger RNA. Its product is annotated as phosphatidylinositol-specific phospholipase C. Lineage: Eukaryota; Fungi; Ascomycota; Eurotiomycetes; Eurotiales; Aspergillaceae. Gene Ontology annotation, biological process: lipid metabolic process. The record is from RefSeq and is a predicted model, not a curated record. The transcript has a single exon. Gene Ontology annotation, molecular function: phosphoric diester hydrolase activity. The coding region runs from base 168 to 1607 and encodes 479 amino acids.
CUUUGACUCGCCCACAGCUUCAGCCCUAUCCGAAAGUUUCUUGACCUAGGUCUCAGUUGCAAAAAUUUUUCCCUUUGUGUCCUAGAUCUUUCGCCUUCAUCUACAUUGAUUGGGGGCAAUCUAUCCUUCAUCCCGAGCCACUCUUAUGCACAAGUGAACGCUACAAGAUGGUUGCCGAACACCUCACCAUCCGCAACGUUACAUCGACACCAAUCCGGCUCAAGCGCAUUGAGCGGUUCCGCGCGCCGGAGCGGUCGUUCGAUGGGGUACAAACAUUUGCAAGGAACUUCACCCGCGUGCUCACCAACGUGACUCGCGCCACCACGCCCGUCGCCGCCAUCCACGACGACACGACACCAUUCACCCACAAUGAAGCUGACUUCGAGAUCGCGCCCUUCCAGACCGUCCACACUGAGAUCCGCGCGUUUCUGGAGUCGAAAAAGGAACGCCUGCGCUGGAUCUUCGAGGUCGAGGGCGAGGAGCACCAGCUCCAGACCCCCGUGCCGACCACCGAGUCCGCCACCAUGAAGCCAAUGAGCGACGACCCCAAGUUCCGGCUCACGGGCGUCUUCAUCACCCCGGAGUCGCACCUGACCAUCUUCUCGUCUGCCCACCUCGAAGCCUGGAUGCGGGAGCUCGACGGCGACGUGCUGCUCUCCUCGCUCUCCAUCCCGGGCACGCACAACUCGCCGACCUGCCAUGUUGCGGCGCCCUCGGUGCGCUGCCAGGCGGUCAGUCCGCGCGAGCAGCUGCGCAACGGGGUACGGUUCUUCGAUAUCCGCGUCCAACCGCAGUAUCCGGACGACGCAGACCGCGACGAGCUGAUCCUCGUGCACAGCGUGUUCCCCAUCUCCCUGACUGGCAGCAAGUACUUCCGGGACCUGAUGCGCGAGGUCGAGGAGUUCCUGUCCGAACACCCGUCGGAGGCGGUGAUCAUCUCCCUCAAGCGCGAGGGGCCCGGAACCCACACCGACGAGCAGCUCAGCCGCAUCCUCAGCGACCACUACACCUCCCAAGACGGCAGCCGGUGGUACACGGCGCCCAAGAUCCCGACGCUGGGCGAGGUCCGCGGCAAGGUCGUGCUGCUGCGCCGAUUCAAUAUCCAGGACAGCCUCAAGGAGCUCCACGACGGCCACGGCUGGGGCAUCGACGCCAGCGGCUGGGCCGACAACUGCGCCGACGCCACCUGCCCCAGCGGCCAGCUGUGCAUCCAGGACUUCUACGAGGUCCUCCUCACCCAGAAUAUCGACCAGAAGAUCCAGUACGUCCGCGACCAGUGCCAGCGCGCCGGCGGCACCGUGUACCCGUUCGGCGUGCUGCCGGAUUCGUCUGCCACCCGUGACCAUCCGUUCUAUAUCAAUUUCCUCAGCGCCAGCAAUUUCUGGAAGGUCGGCACGUGGCCCGAGAAGAUUGCGGCUAAGGUCAAUCCCGCCACGGUGGAUUAUCUGUGCAGACGGCAUGGCAGCGGGGAGGAUGGGGACUGGUCCACGGGCAUCCUGGUCACAGACUGGGUGGGCUUGGAUGGGGACUGGGAUUUGGUGCGGUGUAUUGUAGGGAUGAAUGCUCGGGUGAGGGAGAGGCGGCUGGCGCAGGUGGACGAUUGGUAGGAUGGGCGGGGAUGUACCUGAAGUAGCAAGAUUACCACAUCCAACCGAUAGUGGAC